Molecule: messenger RNA, 722 nt
Organism: Columba livia (rock pigeon)
Lineage: Eukaryota; Metazoa; Chordata; Aves; Columbiformes; Columbidae
Gene: HCRT
Product: hypocretin neuropeptide precursor
Exons: 2
Coding region: 113-571 (152 amino acids)
Biological process (GO): sleep; neuropeptide signaling pathway; positive regulation of transmission of nerve impulse
Cellular component (GO): perinuclear region of cytoplasm
Molecular function (GO): type 1 orexin receptor binding; type 2 orexin receptor binding; neuropeptide hormone activity
Source: RefSeq, a predicted model, not a curated record
GCGCUUUGUGCCGGGCUCUAUAAAGCGGUGUCUGCCGCGCAGGGCACUGCACUCUCAGCUGCCCGGUGGGACAUGCCCCAGCACCGCUCGGCUGCCUGAAGACCCUGGAAGGAUGGAGGUGCCCAGCGCCAAGCUCCAACGAGCUGCCUGCCUCUUGCUCCUGCUCCUGCUCUGCUCCGCGGCCGCUGCCCGGCAGAGUCUGCCCGAGUGCUGCCGGCAGAAGACCUGCUCCUGCCGCAUCUACGACCUCCUGUACGGCAUGGGCAACCACGCCGCCGGCAUCCUCACGCUGGGCAAGAGGAAGAGCGUCCCACCAGCCUUCCAGAGCCGGCUCUACCGUCUACUGCACAGCUCCGGCAACCACGCCGCAGGCAUCCUCACCAUGGGCAAGCGCGGGGAGCGCCCCGGCACCAUCUGCCACGGCGCAUCGGGCUGCCCCGUGGACACGGACGCCCAACCGACGCCAGCGCUGCGGGGCAGUGACACCAGCCCUGCCAGCCCCAGGGAGUGCCAGGGACACUCAGGGAAGGACGCGACCAAGAGUCAGGGAGCUGCAAAGAGCUUUUACUGAGAGGGGUGAGGGGCAGUGGGAGCAGAGAGGGGACCCCCAGGGCCACACGCCCAGAGCUUGGUGUAAAUAGCACUUUUACAUACCUCCUGGCCCCAGCCGAGCCUGCUCAGGGCACUGCUGGCCUUUUACAAUAAAAGGUAGCCUGACGUUA